Messenger RNA from Coregonus sp. 'balchen', 2512 nucleotides. The record is from the annotation of a GenBank genome assembly. NCBI's taxonomy places the organism in Eukaryota, Metazoa, Chordata, Actinopteri, Salmoniformes, Salmonidae.
AUGAUAGGUUCCGAUUUGGUCCAGUGCGGUCCAUCUGUGGACGUUAACAUCAAGGUCAGGGUGGACUGACCAAAUUUCAACUACUUUUCAACGUCCAUGGAAGUCCGGUAUGGGUCGGUGCUAAGUGGGUGAGGAUGCUGGUUGCAGUAAAUGGAAAGAGAGGGGGCUUAUGGGUAAUUGUAAGUAAGACCUGGGAGAGGUGACAUAAACUGGAGAGUGAGAAAGGGAGGUAGAGAGGGAUGGCUUGUCCAGGGGUUUGACCACCAGACAAAAGAAAGAGAAAGAAAACAGUUAUCAGCUGAACAUAACUAAUUGGUCGGUCUACCAUUACUUAUUACUUCUGUGAACUUUCAUUAUCCUCCCUUAUGAGGGUACAAGGCAAUAUUUCUUAAACUUACAGAAGGUAAACAAUUUCUCCAAAAUAUAAGUGUUGAUAUUAGUUGGCAGGGAUCUUUACGUCAACAUUAUUGUGUUUUGAUGCAGUACUGAUACCUUUAAAUACUUUUUCUGGUAGAUGUUUUCUAAGACCUCAUUUCCAUCUGUUUAUCCAGAAAUCAAAGCCUUUAAGUUCUAGUUACUUGUUUCCUUCAGGAAGAGCACACGUUCAGUAAGGAGGAAGAACAGAAACUGCAGAGUGCUCUGUCAUUGGACAAGCAGUCUGGUGCUGGAGACUGUUGCCUUCAUUCUAGAACAGGUAGGUGGGCCUCGAUGUCCGCCUCAACUGUAGCUGGAAUAAAGAAUCUUUAAUUCAUUGUUGCUUAGUUAACCUACCUUUCCACUCAAGCGUUCAGUGUACUGUUUCCCAGUCUGAAGCUGAGGGAGAAUUUCUAGUUGUCACAUGCAGAGCAAUUCAAGGAAUUAUGUAUAAACUGUGCACAAGUAUCCAAAGUAUGCACACUGCAACUAUUUUAUGGCGCUAUUGGUGAUGAUGGUUUUCACAAUGUAAAAUAAGUAUCUUGGCAUUCUCUCAACCAGCUUCAUGAGGUAGUCACCUGGAAUACAUUUCAAUUAACAGGUGUGCCUUCUUAAAAGUUAAUUUGUGGAAAUUUCUUUCCUUCUUAAUGCGUUUGAGCCAAUCGGUUGUGUUGUGACAAGGUGGGGCGGGGGCGGGGGGUAUACAGAAGAUAGCCCUAUUUGGUAAAAGACCAAGUCCAUAUUAUGGCAAGAACAGCUGAAAUAAGCAAAGAGAAACGACAGUCCAUCAUUACUUUAAGACAUGAAGGUCAGUCAAUACGGAACAUUUCCAGAACUUUGAAAGUUUCUUCAAGUGCAGUCGCAAAAACCAUCAAGCGCUAUGAUGAAACUGGCUCUCAUGAGGACCGCCACAGGAAUGGAAGACCCAGUCUUGACUUGCUUGGGCCAAGAAACAUGAGCAAUGGACAUUAGACUGGUGGAAAUUUGUCCUUUGGUCUGGAGUCCAAAUUGGAGAUUUUUCGCAUGUGUAUUUUCCACCGUAAAGCAUGGAGGAGGAGGUGUUAUGGUGUGGUGGUGCUUUGCUGGUGACACUGUCUGUGAUUUAUUUAGAAUUCAAGUCACACUUAACCAGCAUGGCUACCACAGCAUUCUGCAGCGAUAUGCCAUCCCAUCUGGUUUGGGCUUAGUGGGAGUUUCAUUUAUUUUUCAACAGGACAAUGACCCAACACACCUCCAGGCUGUGUAAGGGCUAUUUGACCAUGAAGGAGAGUGAUGGAGUGCUGCAUCAGAUGAGCUGGCCUCCACAAUCCCCCGACCUCAACCAAAUUGAGAUGGUUUGGGAUGAGUCAGACCGCAGAGAGAAGGAAAAGCAGCCAACAAGUGCCCAGCAUAUGUGGGAACUCCUUCAAGACUGUUGGAAAAGCAUUCCAGGUGAACCUGGUUGAGAGAAUGCCAAGAGUGUGCAAAGCUGUCAUCAAGGCAAAGGGUGGCUAUUUGAAGAAUCUAAAAUAUAUUUUGAUUUGUUUAACACUUUUUUGGUUACUACAUGAUUCCAUAUGUGUUAUUUAAUAGUUUCGAUGUCUUCACUAUUAUUCUACAAUGUAGAAAAUAGUAAAAAUAAAGAAAAACCCUUGAAUGAGUAGGUGUUCUAAAACUUUUGACCGGUAGUGUAGUUCUAAGUAAAGCUUAGUUUAAUGCUCAGUACAAUACAAUACGUUUUUUUGCAGAACAAUUCUGUCAAGUGACUGCUGUCAUGCAUGCAGAAUCUGCAUCUUAACAUGUAUUGAGCUAGCCUAGGAACCAGUCUGUUUAGCUAUUAUUCCACUCCUUGCCACAAGGUGUGGUACCCAGGCUAGUAUUUAGCUACAGCCAAGAAAAAAGUACCUUGAGGCCUAUUGCAGAUCCUCUCUCUACCCCUCUGCAGGCUGUGUAUCAUAAUGUGAAGCCAGCCUCCCUGAAGCAGCAGUUUGAGAACAUCCAUCUCACCCCAGAGAAGGCGGCGGCCUUCUGCCAGGCCUGGACCACUGCCUGCCCUGAUGUCGUGGAGAAGGUCAGGCAGAGGAUUUUCGCCCCCAAAAAUGUGCAGAAAACUUCCUGA